GCUAAUGAUAUGUUAUGAGAGAGAAAAACUAAAGCUACUUAUGUGUAAAAAAACUUUUCGUUAAUGUUGAUAAAAUAUGAACUGAAAAUAAUUUAUGAAAUACGCAAUAAAUUUGAUUGGUGAUGAUGAAUGAAGUGAAAAGAGUCCUUAUAGGAGAGAUUGUGAAAUAAGAAACAAAGAGUAAAACAAGAAAAAAUAAAAAACAGUUUAAUUAAAUCUAUUAUUCAAUAUGGUUAACCUAGAUUUACCAGAAAUACCAUUAUCUUUAAAAAGUAUACAACACUAUCUAAAAAUAGCAUCAACGCAUGAUCAACGAGAUCCUGUUAUUAGUUAUUGGUGUCGAUUAUAUGCUCUUCAAACAGGAUUAAAAUUAUCAACCAAAUCACCAAAGGAAACAAACUUUUUAAUGAAAUUAAUGGAUUGGUUAGAAACAACUAAAAAGGAAUUACAUGAUAAUGAAGCUAUUACAAAUGAUAUAGCUGCUCAGGCACAUUUAGAAAAUUGGGCAUUGAAACUUUUUCUCUACGCAGAUAAAAAUGAUAGAGCAGCUAAUUUUGGAAAGAAUGUGAUACAUAGUUUCUUUACAGCUGGAUUACUUUAUGAUGUAUUAACUGUUUUUGGAGAAUUGAGUGAAGAAGCUAUACAAAAUAGAAAAUAUGCUAAAUGGAAAGCAGCAUAUAUCCAUAAUUGUUUAAAAAAUAAUGAAAUACCUCUACCAGGACCCAUACAAGAGAGUAAUGAAAACAAUUUUAAUAAAAACAUAGAAGAUUCUACAACAGAAGUAAAAGAAGAGGAUACUUUAAAUACAGAAGAUUUAGUUGUUAUUGGUAAUACUAAUCCACCUGAUACAGUAUAUAGUAAGGCUAGUGAAGAAAAUAUAGAAGAAUGGUCUUCUGAAAAUAAAGAUUGUAAUAUAGUUACGAAAACAGAAGGUGGAAUUGAAUUAUCAGUGGAACAAAUAAACAAGGCACAAAAAUUUAUUAAAUGGUCGGGAAGUGCUUUAAAUUAUGAUGAUGUGCCUACGGCUGUGUUAAAUCUUCGAAAAGCUUUACAUCUUUUAACUACUGGUCAAGAACUCACAUAAUCAAAAUUAAGAUUGAAAAUAUUGUUAUUUCAUUUAAUAAUAACAAUUAAUUAGUAAAUUAAUUUUUUUUGCUUGUGAAUAAUAAUAUGAUUUAAUUGAUGCAGAAGUAAAAAUGAUAAAAAUGAUAAAUUAUUUAUUUUAACUGUUUACAUUAUUACAGUUAUGCUGAAUUAAAGGUAAUUUGAAAUAUAUAUUUAAUUUGUAGAUGUAUAAAAUCGACGUUAAUAUUUAAACCUAUUAUUAUAAUGAUUAAUGUGAAAGUUCACAAAUAUAUAUCAAAAAUUUUAAUAGUGCAAAAUAAAUCAUAUGUCAUACAUUAAUGAACUCUGAAUAAGAUUCUGGUUCUGUUUUCAGAUAAAAACAAAAUAGUUAAAAAUAUAAAUUUCAAAAAAA
Messenger RNA from Apis florea (little honeybee), 1477 nucleotides. RefSeq names its product vesicle trafficking 1 (gene Vta1). Lineage: Eukaryota; Metazoa; Arthropoda; Insecta; Hymenoptera; Apidae. Gene Ontology annotation, biological process: late endosome to vacuole transport via multivesicular body sorting pathway. Gene Ontology annotation, cellular component: multivesicular body. The record is from RefSeq and is a predicted model, not a curated record.